CCUCUGCGGAGCCCUGAGCAGCUCACGGCUUUUGUCUGAGGUCCAUAGUGCUGUGCCGGCCAAGCGUCCCCUGAGUCUCCGGGGAGAGGAAUGGAUUCUGCCAUGGAAGCCUUCAGCUCCCCAGUCUUGAGGAUGACGCAUCUGCCCCAAACCCUGACCCUUCACCUGAUGCGAUUCUCCAUUCGGAACUCACAGACGGAGAAAGUCUGCCACUUGCUGCACUUCCCUCAGCGCUUGGAUCUCAGUCAGGUUCUUCUGGCUGAGCAUCAAGACUUCACUGAGGACGCAGAGCAGCGUGAAGCACAGUAUGAACUCUUCGCUGUGAUAGCCCACGUAGGGAUGGCAGACGUC
This is a messenger RNA of Dipodomys spectabilis (banner-tailed kangaroo rat), 351 nucleotides long. RefSeq names its product ubl carboxyl-terminal hydrolase 18-like. Gene Ontology annotation, molecular function: cysteine-type endopeptidase activity; cysteine-type deubiquitinase activity. Gene Ontology annotation, biological process: protein deubiquitination. Lineage: Eukaryota; Metazoa; Chordata; Mammalia; Rodentia; Heteromyidae. The annotation marks the transcript as partial. The transcript is spliced from 3 exons. The record is from RefSeq and is a predicted model, not a curated record. Gene Ontology annotation, cellular component: nucleus; cytosol.